Messenger RNA from Oreochromis aureus, 2428 nucleotides. RefSeq names its product nuclear receptor subfamily 2, group E, member 3 (gene nr2e3). Gene Ontology annotation, biological process: positive regulation of transcription by RNA polymerase II; anatomical structure development; cell differentiation. Gene Ontology annotation, molecular function: zinc ion binding; RNA polymerase II cis-regulatory region sequence-specific DNA binding; nuclear receptor activity. The transcript is spliced from 9 exons. The record is from RefSeq and is a predicted model, not a curated record. Bases 753 to 2018 code for a protein of 421 amino acids. NCBI's taxonomy places the organism in Eukaryota, Metazoa, Chordata, Actinopteri, Cichliformes, Cichlidae.
CGUUCACAGCAGAACAGAACAAAACAGGAUGAGAAGAAAACAAUCUAGGAGAAAAUUCCGUUUUUUUUAUAUAGUGCCAAAUCACAACAGCAGUCCCCUCAAUGCACUUUAAACUGGAAAUAAAUAAUAACUAAUGAUUAGAUGUUGAGUGGUGUAGAAACACUCAGUGCAUCAUGGGACACCCCCAGCAGCCUAGGCCUAUUGUAGCAUAACUAAGAGUGGAUUCAGGAUCGCCUGAUCCAGCCCUAAAUAUAUGCUUUGUCAAAAAGGAAUGUUUUAAGCCUAAUCUUGGGUGACUGUCUCCCAAAUUCAAACUGGGAGCUGGUUCCAUAGAAGAGGGACCUGAAAGCUGAAGACUGCCUCUCAGUUUUAAAUAUUCUAGGAACCACAAGUAACAAAAUAACCAGAGAGAGACAAAAAGAAGGAGCAAGACAGGAAAGAGGAAUGAAUAUACUUAGUGCCUGUAAGUGGUGUGACUGAUUGAUUUACCCUUAUAGACAGUAAAGAUUAAGAGGAUGACAAAUCAGCAUUUGCUUACACAGCGCCUGGUGCUAAUCUCCUUGUCUUCCUCCAGACGACUCAAGCUCUCACACUCAUUCUGGAGAGAGAGAAAGAAAGAAGACGACGAGUUGUAUCUCCCUUGACCCCACCUUCAUCAGAUUUAAGCAGUACAAGAACAUCAGCACUGUAUCCAGAUCACUCAACCAGGCUUAUUCUUUAAGGAUCUUCCCAGAAGCUUUCUGUGAGUAGGGAUGGAGGAGCAGAUUUCAAAGAUGAACAUGUUUUCAUCGGACACCUUAAAGGACUUCACACAACAGAGCACAGACGGAGCUCAAGCAGAAAAAGGUCUGCGUAAAUCGUUUGGCCAAGGCCUGCUUUGUAAAGUUUGCUCUGACUCAAGCAGUGGCAAACACUAUGGGAUCUUUACCUGUAAUGGCUGCAGCGGCUUCUUCAAGCGCAGCGUGAGGAGAAGACUCGUCUAUAGGUGUCAGGCCGGAAAUGGCAGGUGCCCUGUUGACAAAGCGCAUCGAAACCAGUGCCAAGCUUGUCGAUUAAAGAAGUGCCUCCAGGCUGGCAUGAACAAAGAUGCUGUGCAGAAUGAGCGACAGCCUCGAAGCACAGCUCACGUCAGUCCGGACUCUAUAAAUGUCGACACAAAAAAGGAGCACCUGGUCACCACGCAAGCGCUCAGCCCCUCUGACACCUACUCAGCAGUCAUCUCCAGACCUCUGGUCACGUCGUCAGCUCCAACUUCUGCCACAGUAAAACCUUGCAGCAACAUAAGUAACAACCACCGCUUUAUGGUCAGCCUGUUGACUGCAGAAACCUGUGCAAAACUGGAGCCAGAGGACGUGGAGGAAAAUAUUGACGUGACAACAAAUUCAGAGAGGGACCUCACUCCCUUCGACAGCCGUUUGUCCCCGUAUACCUCCAGCUGUCCAGAGAAUGUGUAUGAGACAUCGGCACGACUCCUCUUCAUGUCAGUCAAGUGGGCAAAAAAUUUGCCUGUGUUUGCACGCUUGCCAUUUCGUGACCAGGUGAUUCUUCUUGAAGAAGCUUGGAGUGAGAUGUUCCUCCUGUGUGCCAUCCAGUGGUCUCUGCCCAUGGACAGCUGUCCUCUUUUGUCUCUGCCAGACCUUUCUACCCCACAGCAAGCCAAUAUCAGCCUUCUUACUGCUGACCUGCAGAUCUUAGAAGAAGUCUUUAGUCGCUUUAAAGCCCUGACUGUUGACCCGACAGAAUUUGCCUGUCUGAAGGCCAUUGUGCUGUUUAAGCCAGAGGUACGCAACCUUAAAGAUCCAGAACAGGUGGAGAAUCUGCAGGACCAGUCACAGGUGCUGCUGGGUCAACACAUCCAUUCAGUGUACCCCAACCAGGGUGCCAGGUUUGGGAGAUUAAUUCUUCUGCUGCCUUCCCUCCGCUUUGUGAAUUCAGAGAAGAUCGCUAAGCUGUUCUUUCAGAGGACUAUUGGCAGCACACCCAUGGAGAAGCUGCUGUGUGACAUGUUCAAAAACUAACACACGGAGGAAAACUUCCUGCAAGCAACAAGCUGUGUGACUGUGUAAUUCAUGCAUUCUGCUGAUGAUUUCUUUCAUGUUUAAUGCAAAAAAGCCUUUAUGACAAAAGAUAUUUUGACAUGUUACUGUUUGAAAAACACAGUCAUGAGUGGAUCAGAGACAUUUAUGUGAAACUGCGCUUUUUUCCCUCGAGACAAAGGCUUACUUCUGGUUAUGGCAUUCUAUUAAAGAACAUUUUUCUGUUCAGUUAUAACCACGAAGCCGUCUUGUGAAGCUUACAGCUGGACUUAAUCAUUCAGUGUACCUAGUAACAAGCGAAGUAACAGUACAUGCCAGCAAACAUGUUUUUAAAUGUUUUAAAUGUCUAUAAAUAUGAAGUUGUAUUGUCAAGUAUAAUGAUUUCUGGGAUU